CCCACUGCAGUAAAUAAGAUAGGAAUGUAUACUCUCACUCUACGAAUCAAAAGGGCCACAGAUCCAUUACUGUGUAUUCUAGGCUGAUGUAACCAGUGUGGGUCAGUCGGAGUGACCAAGAAGCAGCUGGUCCUGUACUGUCUGCUCCUAUCUCUGCUCGUAUACUUCUUAAGAGGGAGGAGAGCAGUGGUCAGGGUGGACACGCCCCCUCUUCCUCUUUCUCUGGAGGCGGACACAGGAAGUGAGGUCAGAGACAUGGGGGUGGGCAGCGUGGAGGAACAGCAACAGCGCCUCCCCCUGGAGACAUCCUGGGGCGCUCCUCUGGUGUGGGGCGACUCCGAAGGCUCAGCGUGGCGGAGGGCCGAGUUCGCCCACCGGAGCAUCCGCACAGGCCUGCUGACGCUCGCCGUGGGGCCCUACGGCCACUUCCUGCGCCGCUUCCUCUCCUCGGCCGAGCUCUACUUCCUGCCAGGUAACACCGUGGUCUACUACGUCCUUACGGACAGCCCUCGCGCCCUGGAUCCCCCGCCGCCGCUGGGCCCCGGCAGAGAGCUGAAGGUGGUCCCUGUGGCGGAGAUGUCCGGCUGGGAGAAUCUAGCCCAACGCCGCAUGGCCCUGCUGGCGGCCACCAUUAAAGAGCUGGUCAGGAACGAGGUGGAGUACGUCUUCUGCAUGGACGUGGACCAGGAGCUGGUGGCCCCGGUGGGAGUUGAGAUCCUGGGGGAGCUGGUGGCUGCGCUGCACCCGGAGCUCUACGGCAUGCCCCGCCACACCUUCCCGUACGAGCGCGAGCCCGCCUCGCUGGCCCACGUGGAGGAGGCCGAGGGCGACUACUACUACACGUCGGAGCUGUACGGGGGUCUGUGCGCUGAGGUGUACGCCAUGGCCCGGGCCUGCUCCCAGCUCAUCCUCCAGGAUCAGGAGAAGGGGCUGAGGGCUCGGGGACUGGAGGAGAGCUACCUGAACCGCUACCUGAUCAACCGCAGGCCCACAUGUGUCCUCUCGCCCGAGUACAGCUGGUGGGACUCAGCCCUGGCCGCCGACGUGCCCACACAGAGGGUGGUGUCCCUGGGGAGGUAGUGUGCCGCCCUGGAGCCACAAAAGAGACAGGAGCAGGACUGCUGAGAGGAGAGAGUUAUUUCUUUGCUUUGUCAUAGAAUUAUAACGACCAUAAAAUUUUGGCAAAUUCAAAAAGCUAUUUUUGCAGACCCAUUGGAGUGAAUACUGUGUGUGUGUGUUUGUGUGUGUGUGUGUGUGUGUG
This is a messenger RNA of Coregonus clupeaformis (lake whitefish), 1261 nucleotides long. Its product is annotated as globoside alpha-1,3-N-acetylgalactosaminyltransferase 1-like. The transcript is spliced from 3 exons. The coding region runs from base 256 to 1080 and encodes 274 amino acids. Gene Ontology annotation, biological process: carbohydrate metabolic process. Lineage: Eukaryota; Metazoa; Chordata; Actinopteri; Salmoniformes; Salmonidae. Gene Ontology annotation, molecular function: hexosyltransferase activity. Gene Ontology annotation, cellular component: Golgi apparatus; vesicle; membrane. The record is from RefSeq and is a predicted model, not a curated record.